Sceloporus undulatus (fence lizard) is the source of this 6932-nucleotide messenger RNA. RefSeq names its product adenosine monophosphate deaminase 3 (gene AMPD3). Gene Ontology annotation, molecular function: AMP deaminase activity. Gene Ontology annotation, cellular component: cytosol. The transcript has 15 exons. Gene Ontology annotation, biological process: IMP salvage; AMP metabolic process. NCBI's taxonomy places the organism in Eukaryota, Metazoa, Chordata, Lepidosauria, Squamata, Phrynosomatidae. The record is from RefSeq and is a predicted model, not a curated record. The coding region runs from base 111 to 2435 and encodes 774 amino acids.
UCCGGCCUCUGCUGCUUCCCAGCCUCCUUCCUGCCUUGGCUUCAUGCCGGGACUCGCCUUCCCCGCAGCCCCAGCCCCGGCUGCUCUCCUCCUGCUCCUUCUCGCCGGCCAUGAGCGCCCCGGGAGCCCUGGCCGAGAUGCCUAGACAGUUCUCCAAGCUGAAAAUUUCUGAGGUUGAUGAGUCAGUGAGACUUCUAGCUGAAAAAGUUUUUGCCAAAGUUCUUCGGGAAGAAGACAGCAAAGAUGCCUUAUCACUAUUUACUGUGCCUGAGGACUGCCCCAUUGGGCAAAAGGAGGCAAAAGAGAGAGAGCUGCAGAAAGAGUUGGCAGAACAACAGUCUUUGGAAACAGCUAAAAGGAAGAAAAGUUUCAAGAUGAUUCGAUCCCAGUCCUUGUCAUUACAAAUUCCACCGCAGGAAUGGAAACCUCCAUCAGCCACUCCAGCUGUGUCUCCUCCUACUCCAGUUCUUCCAGGUGCUCUUCAGCCCACCCAAGGGACGUAUGAUGUGCCAGAAUUUCAAAGAGUUGCAAUAAGUGGGGAUUACUGUGCUGGGGUUAGUGUUGAUGAUUAUGAACAGGCUGCCAGGAAUUUAGCAAAAGCUCUGCUUAUUCGGGAACAAUAUUGCCGCCUUGCGUACCACCGCUUUCCAAGAACCACAGCACGAUAUUUAUGCACAAUGCAAGAUGAAAAAUGGAAAAUUGAAGAUGAGGUACUCCCAGAUUUCCAUCCACCACCCAAAGAACUGCAAGAUCCUUAUAAUCUUGAUGAUUCUCCAGGAAAUUUGGAUUAUGUUGUAAAAAUGAAGGAAGGCAUUUUCUUACUUUAUGAGAACAAAGAAAUGAUGGAACUUGAUGAGCCCCGGAGUUUGCCUUAUCCUGAUCUCCAGACAUAUACUCUCAGCCUCAGUCAUGUGCUGGCUCUCAUUGCAGAUGGUCCAACGAAAACAUACUGCCACAAGCGGCUGAACUUUCUAGAAUCUAAAUUUGGUUUACAUGAGAUGUUAAAUGAAAUGUCUGAACUUAAAGAACUGAAGAGUAACCCCCAUCGGGAUUUUUACAAUGUGAGAAAGAUUGAUACUCAUAUCCAUGCUGCUGCCUGUAUGAAUCAGAAACAUUUGCUGAGGUUUAUUAAACACACUUACCAAACUGAGCCCAACAGGAUAGUAGGCGAGAGAAAAGGCAAGAAGAUGACUUUGAAACAGGUGUUUGAAAGUCUCCACAUGGAUCCCUAUGACCUCACUGUAGAUUCGUUAGAUGUUCAUGCAGAUCGCCAGACAUUUCAUCGAUUUGAUAAAUUUAACGCCAAAUACAAUCCAGUUGGUGCAAGUGAGCUGAGAGACUUGUAUUUGAAAACAGAGAACUAUCUUGGUGGUGAAUACUUUGCCCGUAUGGUGAAGGAAGUUGCCCGUGAAUUAGAAGAAAGUAAAUAUCAGUACACAGAACCCCGGCUGUCUAUUUAUGGACGUUCUCCAGACGAAUGGCAAAAUUUGGCUAAAUGGUUUAUUAGACACAAAGUUUAUUCACCUCAUAUGCGCUGGAUGAUUCAGGUCCCUAGAAUCUAUGAUAUAUUUAGGUCAAAAAAUCUGCUGCCAAGUUUUGGGAAAAUGCUGGAAAAUAUCUUCUUACCCCUGUUUGAGGCAACUAUCAACCCCUUGGAUCAUAAAGAGCUCCAUCUUUUCCUGAAAUAUGUAACUGGGUUUGAUAGUGUGGAUGAUGAAUCCAAACAUAGUGACCAUAUGUUUUCUAACAAGAGCCCCAGCCCUGAUAUUUGGACUAGUGAAACUAAUCCUCCAUAUAGUUAUUACCUGUAUUACAUGUACGCAAACAUCAUGGUUCUCAACAAUCUUAGAAAGGAGAGAGGUAUGAGCACUUUUCUGUUUCGGCCUCAUUGUGGAGAAGCUGGAUCAAUCACUCACUUGGUAUCAGCCUUUCUAACGGCAGACAAUAUUUCUCAUGGAUUGCUCUUGAAGAAGAGUCCAGUUCUCCAGUAUCUUUAUUAUCUUGCACAAAUCCCCAUUGCCAUGUCCCCUCUUAGCAACAACAGCCUAUUCCUGGAGUAUUCCAAAAACCCGCUACGAGAAUUUCUACAUAAGGGACUCGUUGUUUCUCUCUCAACAGAUGAUCCUAUGCAGUUCCACUAUACAAAGGAAGCACUGAUGGAAGAAUAUGCCAUAGCAGCUCAAGUAUGGAAACUGAGCACUUGUGACCUGUGUGAAAUAGCAAGGAACAGUGUUCUGCAAAGUGGUUUGUCACAUAAGGAAAAGCAGAAAUGUUUAGGAGUAAAUUAUUGCAGUGAAGGGCCUGAAGGAAAUGACAUUCGGAAGACAAAUGUUGCACAGAUUCGAAUGGCUUACAGAUAUGAGACCUUAUGUAACGAGCUGAGUUUCCUGUCUGAUGCGAUGAAAACAGAAGAGAUCACUGCACUGUCAAAAUAGUCACAGCUACAAAAUCAAGUUAAUUUUGCACAGCUGCCAGGACAGAAACAUACAAGCACAAGGGAAAACUUGAGCUUUUGCAGCAUGGAAAGUUGUUUGGUAUACAGUACGAUUGAUGUUGCAUCAGACUUUUAGCAAAGCCAGUUUUUGCAAGAGCUUGACUUAGGUAAUACUGCUGUAUAUAUACAGAUGCAAGCUCACAAUUAUGUUCUUUAUGGUGCAUUUGCAGUUAGAAGUGCAUUCUAACUCUAGUCAUAAAUAUUUAUAGGGUUUACAUCUAGGAUACAUAGAUAGCAUUCUGUUUUGAAAUAAGUAGUGUUGGGAAUAAGCUUUUGGUAGCAUACAUGCACCUCUAUUGCUAUGCUUAGUAGCAGGCAAAGAUCUAAGGCACUUUAAACUGUAACCUCUGGUUAGAUUCCAGAUCAGUGGCUGUACACUGUACUGUAGUGUCCCCAUUUCAUUUAUGGAGAAUAUUUAGGAAAAACUACAAUUCAUUUUGACCAAAGAGCUGCUUGUUUUUUUUUCCUGGUUGCACACUACAGUAAAGGAAAAAUUAUUCAGCAGUAUACUUUGACUGUGUUUUGAAUCCCCUCUCCUCAGUUUCAUCACAGUAAUUUCACUAGAAUUCAUUUUGUAGCACUGUGCUAUCUUUUAUAAAAUUUUUGGUGAAUGCUUGCUAUUAUCAUCCAAUUGUGCUGAUCCACUGUUGUUUUGUGGUAUUGUGCUGGGUUGGGCAUUGGGACAGUCACAUCACUGCCAUGGUAACAAGCCUUAGGAUCUACAGUAUAUGCGAACUGCAUUUUCAGUGUGCAACCUUGAAAAUGAGCACAUUUUUUCCACAUACUUUUCCUGCGUGCUGUGAAGUUCCAGGAGAACUUUCUUUACGAGUACUGAAGACCUGUGAUAUUCUUGUAACAUCUGUUUGUUUACAAAUAUAUUGAUUGAGCUGGGUUUUGUUGAAGAUGCAGGCAGGCCCAACUUCUUUCUGCUCAGUCAGUCCCCCAGGGACUAAUAUUCCUACUUAGUCUUGCUUGGCCACAUGCUCAUCAAGGGCUAAGCCAUACCACAGCUAAAGAUGUACUUGGAUAGAAUGUAUGGCCCAUUCUGUUGUUUUGUGCAUUCAAAUUCUUUCUGAUUCAAAUUCGGAACCUAAGAUGAAUCUACUGUGAAAUUUUCUAUGGCAAGAUUUGUUCAUAGGGGAUUUGCCAUUGCCUUCCUCUGAGGUGGUGAAAGUGUAUUUUGGCCAAAGUCACCCAGUGGGUUUCCAUAGCCAAGUGUGGGUUUGAAUCCUGGUCUCCUUGAAUCUUUGAAUAUAUGAUAAAAUGUUGUGACUCACUGCAAAAGAUGAUACUGCAUGGCAAAGUGGAAGGCAGUCAGAAAAGAGGAAGACUGUGUUACAGGUAGAUUGAUUCAGUCAAGGAAGCCAUGGCUCUAAGUUUUCAAAAUCUGACUGGGGCAAUUGCUGACCAGGGAUCCUUGAGGUACCUCAUUCAUAACAUCACCAUAAGUCAGAGUCAACUUGACAGCAUAUAACAAGUCCUGGAGUCCUGUUCCAAAACUAAACAAUGUAUCAUGGUGGCAUUCUGUGAUUCCUAACAAUAGUAUUAAUGAGUAUGUAAGCAAAUUAGAAACGAACGUCCCUUUCCAGCAUUGAAACAAAAUCAUUAAAACAUCGUAACUACUUUUACUUGCUUAGUUAUAAUAAAUCUAUGUGAUUGUUAUGGCAUAAAAACCAAAACAACCAGAAUUCAAGAUCCAAAUAGAUUAAAAAUCAGUUAUACUAUAUGUAUUUUGUCCACUAAACUAAAUUAUUAUAAAUUUAUUAUAAAUUAUAAGCUAAAUAUUAUGUCCUACCCCAAUGAGUAUCUUGGUUUGAUGCUCUGAAUUUGCUUUCUUCACAAGCUUAAAGCCCAAGGACAAUCUUUAAUCAUAUCUCCUGUUGGCAUAUGAGAUUGUUCAUACAAAACACAUUUCUGUUCCCUGUAACCAAAAUGCUUACAUUCUUGAGCCACCAUGAGUCUCAGCUUUGUUGGAAAGGAGGAGUAAAGUAAACCAAUAUAAUACAAUUAUGACAGUUUUUCAUUUCCUCACCAAACUACUUGAUAUAAAUAAUUCUGCUCUUGGUUAGAAACAGCACAGUAGUCUAGAACCUUGUACAGCUUCUGUGUGCAUCAAUAUGUCAUUGUUCUGUUUAUUGUUUUAAGUACCACUUACCUAGCAUUUGUAAGGUACUUAAAAUAAAAAUAUAAUGGUAGCAACUGGCUAUGGUUUGACAAGGUCCCACUAGAUGAAUUGUUCAGGGGUUAAUCAGCACAUAGGAAAAUCCCAUUGAUACAAUCUUCUACUCCAUUUGGGGCCAACAGCAUUCAGAUUAGUUUCCACUCCUUGUAUUGCUUCUGAUCUAGUCACUUUGGUGUUUGUGUGCAUAUGCUCUGGAAAAUAUUUUGCACAAUGGUACGUAUAAUUGUGUGUUACCCCUGAUUGUUAAAAUAAUCUGAUUCUAAUCUAUUUUUUUUUAUUUCAACCCAAAGACAGUUUAGUCACAAAUUCAGUUCUCCUAAUCCAAUGAAAGCCAUACAUGGAAACAGCUUCUGUAUAAUCUUGUUUGCAGAAUCAGGAGUUGUAUCCACUGAAAGUGUCUGUGAAGAUAGUUCCCAAAUAUGGAUCCUUAUAUUUAUUUUCUUCAGAUUUUUGGUGACUAUGUUAAUAUUGUCAGCUUUGACAGUGCCAGUCACCUUUUGCAGUGGGGUAGAAAAAAUAAGUUGUAAAGUAAGUUCUUUUCUUUCUUGGGUGAUUAGAUCACUGUCAAUUUAGAUGGUGAUAAAUCCAAUUGUUAGUCCCAAUCAUAAUACACCUACUCAGUAAAUAAAAUUUACACAACUACUGACUUCCCAUGGUUCCAUUCAGUUCAUCUACUCUAGGCCAGUGUCUGUUGUCUUUUAGGUGUGUUCUGUAGGUGUUCCACAGUCUUUGGAUCAAGAUGAAUGUGCAUGGGAAACAAUUACUAGUUGCAAGCACAACAUUAUCUGAAAGCUGUUUCUUUGUCCCCCCCCCUUUAAAUCAACAUAUUUGUAUCUUGACUGAGCCAAUGACAAAAGGAGAUUUGCUCCCAUUAAGCAUCUGUUCUUGCUGUUCUGCAUCUAUCACAUUCUGUCAAAAAAGAAUGGUAAUUUUAAAAUUCUUGUCUUGCCCCAUUGGUUUAAGCUAUUAAGGCUAGAUAGUUUAACCAUGUUAUACAGAAAAAACAAACAAUUAGAAUGAAUUUCUCUCACAUCUUAUGAAUUUGCUGUAUGCUAUGCGAAAACUUUAUUAUGUAAUUGAAAGAAAGUAAUCACCAAAAAAUCCAUCUCAACUCUUACAAGUUUCCCAUAGUCCUUUGAGGUUGUGUAUUUUAUACUGAUGAUCUGAUGUGUUUAUGAAAUGUAAUAUUUUAUAAUUUCUCCAGUUCUCUGAGUUAACCUUGUCAGAUCCUAGCCAUUCUGCCUUCAGUGGAGCUGGCUGAGCAAAAACAGCCUCGCCCCCCUUCAUAACUUGGAUUCAAUUUUUGGUUUUGCAAAAGUUUGUUAGAAACUGUAAAAAUAAAUCUAAGUUCUCAAAGGGUAUCUUGUAACCAAGUGUUUUUGAUUUGUUAUUCUCCUUAAAAUUACCUUAUGUAUCUGUUAUGGUUUCUAUGAUAUUUUUACUAAUUACUGUACUUCAAUUUUUAUUGAGAAACCUGAGGUGUAGAACGUUAUCCUAUCUAUGUCUACUCACCAGUAAGCCUCAUUGACAGUUAAUUGUAUUACACAAGAUGACACCAAAAGGUUGCCAGUAAACGUUGGAAGGGAUUGGAUUGGUCCCUGAAAAGUAAUAGACUGUGUAGCAGUCCUCCCCCCCCCCCCCCAAUCUAACAAGCUUUAAUAAAGGACACGUCAGGCACAGAGAGUGGACUGUUUUUCAUAUUUCUGAGUUCUGUUUUUCUUCCUCAGUCCUAUUUUUAGAUAAAACUCAGGACUGUAUAUGGGGUAAUUUAGGCAGGAACCUUAAGCAUAUUUAUGCCUGUGUAAACUUGCUUUGAAUUGCACUGCUAGAACUGAUUUCAGAUUUAUUUAUUUUUUUGUAAUUUAUGUUCUGAAAUAAAGAGAUGCCCAUCCCUUGGACAAUCAGUGAAGGCCAAGUAUUUUCUUGAUGAGAUACACCUUUUUGUUGUAGUUAGCUUUUGAUAGCCUGGGCUGUUUGGGAUGGUAGGUUAACUGUUAAAAUUUUACCACUUUUCGCUAAGUGUUGAUUCUGUAUGACAUUUUAAGGCAUUCUUUCUGUCUGAAGCCUUUGUGUGCUGGAAUGUGAAGCUAUACUCUUUCAUUCACUGGAUUUAUUUUAAAACACAGUUUAUCUUCUUUUUCAAUAAAGAAAAAAGGCUUCAGUUGAAUAUUUAUGUAUUUUGCUGUGUAAAGCAUUUAGAGGUAUGUACUAUACGGAAAGCUAUUAUAAAAUUAAAGUUACAUGAAAUACAUUAAA